AUGCCACAGCGGCCCAAUCUUCUGAACAGCACAGGUCCCUUCGGCCCUUCUGUCUUUUCGACAAACUGGUCAUCUGAGCGCGAGCGUGCCACCACACUGGCGAGCAUACGAUCUUCUGAAGGGCCCUCUUCGCCCACCCAGUCUUCCUUCUCAAAGGAUGGCCUUGCUGACGCCGAUGUGAGGACACUAGAUUAUCUAGGAUUGGCAGAAACACCCCAGCAGUCUCGUGCUAGCCUUGCAGGGCCGUCGGUUGCCAUGCUUAUGCAGCAACAGCAACAACAACAACAACAGCCGACCUCAUCCCUGCCCCCCCUCCUUGCAGAAUUAGCCAUGCUCAAUCGAGGUUCAAAUCGUUUCCGCUCCUACUCCGUUAAUGCAAAGGAGAAAUAUGCCGAAGAGGACGAGGAGUUCGGCACGCAUUACUCUGCUAUCCCCUCGGGAACGCUAACUCCAUCCGCCGCCGCUACUGCCGCCCAACUUGCUGCCACUCAGGCUCAAAUUCAUCAACAUAACCUUGCCGUCCAAGCUUUUGCAAACCACGCAUCCUCAAGUCGACCCCGCGCUCGUACUGCUGGUGUUCUAGAUGCUCCCCUCCAACGCUCAUCCAUCCGUAACUACCUUGCGAGCCCUUCGAGACUUGAGAACAGUAUCAAUGCCUCGGAUAUCCACAUCACAGAGGCUUCUGAAUACGAUAGUUUACCUGAAGCUGUUCAAAGAAUGCAAUUAGGAGGCAUGGGAGGACUAAGAGCUCAAGAACCCGUCGAUGAGAACAACUUGGAAGGCCCAACCCGAGCCUUGUGGAUUGGCAGUAUUCCUGUCUCCACCACUGUCACAUCCUUGGAUGCUAUCUUCAACGUAUACGGUAAAAUUGAGUCGACUCGUGUUUUGACUCAUAAGAACUGUGGAUUUGUCAACUUCGAGCGUGUUGAAAGUGCCACUCAAGCCAAAUCUCUUCUCAAUGGAAAGGAAAUAUUCCCGGGAGCUGGCCCCGUUCGUAUCGGAUACGCCAAAGUCCCAGCUACUCCUGUUUCCGAGACCCCAGGCCAAUCUGGUAGUCAAAACUCCCCGACGCCAGAUGCCAGUACCGGAGCUGCUGGAUCAGUGGCGCGGGAUGGAACUCGCUCUACCACCCAAGAUGGUGAAGCUGCUAUCUCCUCUUCCAUCCCAGACCUGCAAGAAAUACAGCCAGAAAUGAGCAGUAUUGUUAUCGAAUUCGGUUCAUCCGAAUCUGAAUGCCAAAACAUCACGAAAAGCAUUCAGCGUGCAAUCGACUUCACCGCAUUCGAAGACGAAAUCCGUCCAGUUCCUGAACCCAGCCAAUCCCGAGUUUUUGAUGCUCCUCGCCUGCGUGAAAUAAGGAAGAAGAUAGACAACGGCGCCUGCAGUACCCAGGAAAUCGAAGACACUGCCAGUGAAAUGCUCCCUGAAAUUGCCGAGCUAGCCUCCGACUAUCUGGGCAACACAGUGGUACAGAAACUUUUCGAGUUUUGCUCCGAGCCAGCCAAGGAGCAAAUGCUGGUACCGAUUGCACCUCAUCUUGCAGAAAUCGGUGUGCACAAGAAUGGCACAUGGGCCGCGCAGAAGAUCAUCGAUGUUUCCAAGGUAGAUUCCCAGAAGCAGAUGAUUGUUGACAGCCUGAGACCAUACACCGUCCCGCUGUUCCUUGACCAAUACGGAAACUAUGUGUUGCAAUGCUGCUUGCGCUUCGGCCCACCAUUCAAUGACUUCAUCUUCGAAACCAUGCUUAGCCGCAUGUGGGAAAUUUCGCAGGGGCGGUUCGGUGCCAGAGCCAUGAGGGCUUGCUUGGAGAGCCACCACGCCACCAAGGAUCAGCAGAGAAUGCUUGCAUCUGCCAUCGCGCUACACAGUGUUCAACUAGCAACGAAUGCCAACGGCGCUCUGCUUCUCACGUGGUUCCUUGAUACCUGCACUUUCCCCAACCGCCGUACCGUACUUGCUCCCCGGCUGGUUCCCCAUCUUGUGGCUCUUUGUACACACAAGGUCGCUUACUUGACAGUAUUAAAGAUUGUUAACCAGAGAAACGAGCCAGAGGCUAGGGAGAUUAUCUUGAAGGCUCUAUUUUACAGCCCUGGAGAUGAGACGUUGGAAAACAUCCUCAAAGAUCAGUCUUCUGGUGCAACCUUGAUCUUCAAAGUCCUCACUACUCCGUUCUUCGAAGAAGCCAUGCGUGCAGAGGUUGUGAAGACAGUCGCCAAGGUACUUACCAAGCUGAAGACUACUCCUAGCCAGGGGUACAAGCGACUUAUGGAUGAGGUUGGUUUGUCCUCGCGCACCACAACCUCUCGUGAUUCCCACCAUGGUCGUGACCAUGGUACCAGCAGCGACAGAGAGAAGCAUCAGCGUCAGCCUGGCCAGCAACGCCAGGAAGGAAAUAACUUCCCAGCUCAACAAAACCCGGCUGAUCGUCAGUACGGUGCGCAGAUGAGUGCACAUAACAUAAACAUGCAGCCACCUCUCAACUCUCCUCCAAACAUGGCACGAUCUACCUCCUCUGAACAAAAUAUCCCGCAGUAUGACCCGUAUGCAUUUGGCUCCAUGAAUAGUCUUGCUGGCUUGCCAAUGGCAAACCCUGCCAUUUCCCAGGAAAUGCCGCCUCUAAAUCCGCAACAGUACCAAUACCAAGCUUUCCUUUCCGCCCAAUCUCGCGGCAUCCCAGCUGCUGGAUUCUUCCCUCCUGGUCCCCCUGGAAAUGGUAUGGGGAUGGGGAUGAACGGUUUCCCCGUCACUACUGGUUCAACUUUGGAUAACUUCCGCUCUGUACAACCAGCCAUGGCAGGCCCCGGCGGUGCUCCAUUGCCAAUGGGCGGAAACUCGAUGGUUCAGCCAACUGGUUAUGGAAACCAGCAGUUUAGCCCUGUCAUGGGUGCUGGUCAACUAUACAAUUACCCUCAACAAUUUUAUCAGCCAACCCCAGGAGCACAGGGUGCUCCACCUUCUGGACGACGUGGUCGUUAUUCUUGA
Molecule: messenger RNA, 2982 nt
Organism: Nannizzia gypsea CBS 118893
Lineage: Eukaryota; Fungi; Ascomycota; Eurotiomycetes; Onygenales; Arthrodermataceae
Product: pumilio domain-containing protein
Exons: 2
Coding region: 1-2982 (993 amino acids)
Molecular function (GO): RNA binding
Source: RefSeq, a predicted model, not a curated record